CGAGUGACAGGCUAUAUGGAGUACCCAAGCCAUCCCCCUUUCCGCAGAAACGUUCUAGCCAGUGGGUCGGGAGGGGUGGCGAUCGUUGUCUUCCCUGCAGCUAGUUCGAGUUUUUCUACGAGACAGCCGAGGUAGGCACCGAGGCUUUCCACCUCUAUGCACAUAACGGCUUUGAAAUGAACGCGAUUCGUGCACUAUCACUGAAACCCCAAGCCAUACCAUUUAUCGCUACGUGGAAUCCACGACCACUUGAUGUGGGUUCGUCGUCAACAUGGCCACUCGCCCUGAUUUGUCUGUCGCGUCGUCCUGGCUCUGUUACAGAUGGCACGUAUAAAGCUGUACAAUGGCCCUUAGCAAUCACCAUGUCCCCAUCUAUCCGGCAAUCAAGUUUCACACAUCGUUGCUACCAUGCCGGCUAAGCUUUUCUAUCUCUUAGGCGAACCUGUUGCGACUGCACGGGAGAUCGAAGUAGAUCUGGCGCUGGACUGUGAUGCGCUCAAACACCUGAUUGCUGCGCAUUUUGCGAUAGUCGACCCCAAUGGCAUUGGGUUCCAGUCUGAGUACACCAUCUUCACCAAUGUGGCCGAAAUUGCCGCUUCGGCAGAACCCAUCAGCAUUACGAUCGAUGGGAACCCGGUGAAAGAGGUUCCUGGCCCAAAGGGACUCCCGAUACUGGGAAACUUUUUUGAGAUCUAUCCCGACCACUUGGGAAAUCAUCAACGCCUUUUUGAGCAAUAUGGUCCCAUCUUCAAGACCACCAAUUAUGGCCGUACUGUAUACCACACCAACGACCCAGAGCUCAGUGCGAUCAUUUUCUCAGAAAGCGACUUCUUCACCAAGAAAAUCAAUGAGUCCCAUCCUCUCCACGCAAUCAAAAACAAAGAAGCGGGCGUGUUCCUUGGCGAUACCGACACGCCUGAAUGGAGAACUGCGCACAAGUUCCUCCCGCCUGCGUUCGGUCCAAAGGCCGUCCGUCAUUAUGCCCCAGUCAUGCAGCAGACGGUGGAGGAUGCAUUCAAGGUAUUCGAUGCAUUCGACGAGCAAGGUGAGGCGUGGAAUGUCUAUCAAUACAUGUUGAAGCUCGGGUCACAAGCAGUUGGAAAGCUCGUUCUGGGCAUUGAUUUCCAACACUUUUCGACCAUGAACGCCCCCCCGCAUAAAUUGAUUCUUCUGAUCGCCGAGUCACUUGAGCUGAAUAAAAAGAUCACUGCCAGGGGUGAUUGGUAUGCCAAAUUGCCCUUUGGAGACCCCAAACGUCUCAAAGAUAUCAGAGGCCAGGUAUGGGCCAUUGUCGAUGAAUCCAUUCAAAAUGCUAGCCGAGGUGGCAUCGAGGAUCUUCCACUUCAGGAUGCCGCAUUGAAAGCGCAUAACAUGAUUGAUUACGCCAUCCGAGCGACGGAUAACAAAGGCGAAAAGUUGCCCAAAACCAGUUUGAUCCAGGCUCUGGUGGUGGCUACUGGAGCCGGCUUUACCACCACCAGCUCCUUACUGUCGUGGCUGAUCUAUAGUCUUGUCUCCUACCCUGGAGUACAGGAUAGACUACUGCAGGAGCUUGUGGACAAUGACAUCGACGCGGACACGCAGAUCACUGCUGAUUUGACGGACCGUCUUACGUUCAUGGAUAAAUUCAUCAAAGAAACCCAGCGCAGACACAACCCGUCCUACCAGCCUGGGCGUACGGCCAAAGUGGACAUGAUCCUGCCCGGUGGCUACAAGCUGCCUGAAGAUUCUGUUGUCAUUGGAGCGCUUCACCACCUUCACAACAACCCCAACGUCUGGGAUAACCCGACGCGGUUUAACCCUGACCGGUGGGAUACCGAAGAGGUCAAGAACCGACACAAGUCGGCCUACAUUCCCUUUGCAGCCGGUCCUCGGAUGUGUAUCGGCUUCAACUUUGCUCUGCAGGAAGUUAAGGUGUUUUUGCCAAAACUCGUCUACCGAUACAAGUUCAUCAAGGAGACCGAGGGCCCGAUCGAGUACGAUCCCAUGUUCCAGCUGAUCCGGCCGAACAACCUGUAUGUCCGCGCCGAGCGGCGCGUCAAAUGGCCCCCAAAGACGGAAGGUCCCAUGUCGACGGCGUCACUAUAGACGGGAAUUAAAGUACCGUAGGCAGCGAUGGGGGCCUAGUUGAGUGCGUCGGUCCUUGUAAAUAAAUCUGCG
This is a messenger RNA of Aspergillus sclerotioniger CBS 115572, 2160 nucleotides long. Its product is annotated as cytochrome P450. The transcript is spliced from 3 exons. NCBI's taxonomy places the organism in Eukaryota, Fungi, Ascomycota, Eurotiomycetes, Eurotiales, Aspergillaceae. Gene Ontology annotation, molecular function: heme binding; oxidoreductase activity, acting on paired donors, with incorporation or reduction of molecular oxygen; iron ion binding. Bases 409 to 2088 code for a protein of 559 amino acids. The record is from RefSeq and is a predicted model, not a curated record.